This is a messenger RNA of Neodiprion fabricii, 9761 nucleotides long. Its product is annotated as nuclear pore complex protein Nup153. Gene Ontology annotation, biological process: RNA export from nucleus; protein import into nucleus. Gene Ontology annotation, molecular function: structural constituent of nuclear pore. Bases 179 to 4819 code for a protein of 1546 amino acids. Gene Ontology annotation, cellular component: nuclear pore. The record is from RefSeq and is a predicted model, not a curated record. The transcript has 7 exons. NCBI's taxonomy places the organism in Eukaryota, Metazoa, Arthropoda, Insecta, Hymenoptera, Diprionidae.
UCCGCGGUGUCACGUGUCCACGAGCCAACGGGAAGCUUGACCCCUCACGGUGGUGGAGGAACCGCCAUAUUUUCUCGUGGUUUCGUCGUGAAAGUUGGACGAUGUGAGGUGUCAGUUUGAUAUGCAGUAAUCUAAAUUAAUGUGAGUGUGUAAUAAUAAACCAGUAAAUGGUGCGAUCAUGGCAAAAGGAGGUAACAGUUUGAACAACAAACGUUCGAGGAACGCCAAGCCCUACGACGCAAACAACUCUUUCGUGAAAAAAGUCGCUACGAAAGUCACAGAUCUGAUACCGCAGAGAUCGUGGAUAAGCAAAUGGUUUAAUUCGUCGCAAGAUAAUGGCGAAAUGUUAAAUGAUGAGGAGAACCUCGAGGGCUCUGAGAAUGAGCAGGAGUCACAGCAACCUCCGCCUUCAAAGCGGCCACGGAUUCGUAUGGAUGUAACUCACCCCCCCGGAACAUUCAAUAUACAGCCAAGAAGUAGAAUUCCAGAUAAUGAGGAGGUCGACCCUCGAAAAGAAGAUUACAUUAUCCACAAUGAAACUACAACCGAUUUCCUAGAACCUUCAGUAGCCGGAACUAGUGGGGUUCGUCGUCUAGUGGCAUCGACGCCUGCAAUCCAAUCAGAAAUUGGCAGUACGAGCAAUCAAAGGAACAGGACAAAGUUCAUUUCGUUAACAUCGCCACAAAAUAACGGUACGGCUAAUGGAACAGACGAUAAUUCAGAGUCCAGUGAGAGCACAAGCGGAUGCAGCUCUCUCAUACCACAAGUCAACAGGCAAGAAGCACCCUCAAGUCUGGGGUACAACAGAUCGUCAACAAACAGAAAGAGAUACAAUGAAGAUAAACUAAACUAUACAAAUCACCUACAGUCCCCACGGUCCCUGUUUUUGGAUAGCAAUCCUAGGGAUUCGUUGAGCAGUCGGAAGCCGAGCUUCAAUGUGUCAAUAAUGAAUAAUUCUCUUGAACGAGGACAGUCCUCGUCUCCGUUUUACAACGGCAAUACCACAUUUGGAGGAGCCAACAUGGCAGGAUUCCAACGCCGAGGACGUACGUUGUUCAAUAGUACAAAUGAACUUCAAUUGAAAGUACCAAACCGAACCAACAUUCAAGUAAAGUCACCAAAUGUAACUGGUACCGAUUCAUCAGCCAUGAGUCAAACUGCUAAAAGGAUAUUGGAAGCACUGGAGCAUUUUUCAUCCCCCAUAUUGGAUGCUAAAAAAAUUCCCAUGAAUGCAAACAAUAGCUCGUCUCUGAUCGGUGGCAGGAAACGGCAGAGGGAGGAAGGUUGUGCUCCCUUGGCUCGGGUAGGUCUGCGUCAUUUGACUAGGGAACUUACCGUACCUACAGUGCCAGAUCUCCUGAAGCUUAGACGUAGACAGAGAUUACAAGACACCACAGUAGCGGCUAGGAGAAUCGUUUCGGCUCGCAGUGCCCCUCCACCAUCUCCCCAGGAAUACAGAUUGAGAUCGGACGAUGAAGAGAAGUCUAAAUACUCGGGCAAGGUUAAAAGUAAAGGUAAAACCGACUUGGAUCAAGACUAUGUGACCGAUGCAGUCAACUUACCAAGCGUUACGCUGCCUAUUAGUACUUUACCAACUUUUGAUAUAAAGCUACCAGUAAUCACCAGUAACAUGGCCAAAGGAGUGAAAGAUGAAUUAUUCAAGUUCUCUAGCCCAAUAAAAGUGACGGACACGACUAGGAAUUUAAAAUCUAUCAAUAACUUUACCUUCAGCAAACCAAUCAAUGCCAGUGUUAAAGAAUCCGCAGAGGGUGGUCAUUCACUUUCGAGAACUUUGAGUUCAGAAUCUGAUACUUUGCCAGCUAGAUUUUCGUCUAGUAAUAAUUUCAUGUGGUCCAAGACCUCGACAGCCCCGAAAUUGAAGGAAAAACCCAAAGAGGACGUGGUUGUGGAUGGAAUCAAAACGUCCAGUAAGUUAAAAACAGGCAGCGUUAUGGAUGUUUUGGGAAAGAAAUCAGACCUACUUACAGAUGCCAACAAACCUGUAGUUGGCAUGUGGGAAUGUAACCAGUGUUUGUUGAAGAACAACCAACACGAGCCUCAGUGCAUUGGUUGUAAAGCUUCCAAGUCACUUUGCAAAGGUGAAAAGACAACAGAACAUACACCGGAAUCGUCACCACUUACCGUUACACAGUCCAAGCCUGUGACCACCGAUUGUUUCGGAUCACAGUUCAAAAUGAGCGGCAAUCAUUGGGAGUGCCCCAAUUGUGCAACAUCGAACAAACAAACUGAUGUCAAAUGUACGUUGUGCGCUAUGUCUAAAUCUGAAAGCAUUAAGGCUCCGACUAUCGGUUCUACAUCCAGUAUUGUUCCUGAAUCAGUAAAAUCCGAUUUAAUGGAAAAAUUUAAACCUCCUGAAGGAUCGUGGGAAUGUCCUGGUUGUAUGCUCCGAAAUCAUUCAUCUGUCGAAACUUGCCCUUGCUGCAACGCUUCAAAGCCUGGCUCCCUCAAGAUCAGCCCUAAAAGAGUACCUGCCACAUCAGAAUUGUUGACUACCAUUUCGAAUCCCGGUGGAAAUCAGUUGGCCAAUAACACUGAUUCUGUGGAGAAAACAAAGUCGACCAAUGAAGAUUUAUGGGAGUGCUUGAAAUGUAAACAGAAAAAUUCUAGAGCCACUUUAAUCUGUCCAUGUUUUAGUACUUCGAAAUCCGAUUCUACAAGUACACCGGCGUUAGGAUUUGGUGACAAGUUUAAGAAACCUGAGGGAGCUUGGACGUGUGACGAUUGCAUGGUACAGAAUAAAGCAGACGUUAUCGAAUGCGUAGCUUGUAGUGCUGUGAGACCCGGUUCAAAGAAGAUAGCAAAAUCAACGUCAGCCACAGGUAGUGGGUCGAAUGUACAGUUCAGUUUUGGAGUACCCGAGAAUGCUGGAGGUUUCAAAUUUGGAAUUGACAAAAGUGAUGAAAAAGUUGACGCGAAUAAGCCUGUCCCUUCGUCGACAGGUUUUACCUUUGGCGCUAAGACAGACUCACCCAAAGCUGGCGGAUUUACCUUUGGUGUACCUCAGAAUUCUUCAGGAUUCACGUUCGGUGUUGUGGAUAAUGAGAAAAAUAAAUUAGAACAGAAAUCGGACACUAAGGAAACUGAUGCUGUUCAAAAUGUGUCGAAAAAACGUUCAUUGAAUGUCGAAGAACCGAAGAAUCAAGCUCCGUUCUCAUUUGGUAUACCCAAAACGGAAGAGGCAAAAUCAUCUCCAGAAAAACAAUUUGCAUUUGGAGCGCAACCAGUAGCUAACACUACUACAAAGCAAUCAUUUUCCUUUGGAGCGGUGAAAACUGAGGCACCUGUUAACAAAAAAGACACAUUACCAGAAGUUUACAUAACUGUUUCAAACACAGAAUCCCAGAAAUUAAAUUUUUCAGCACCAACUAGCGACGCUCCAGCAGCAAUCUUGGCCAAUGAUCAAUCUAGUUCAAUAACAACAAAAUUAUCCAUCAAUACAGAUAUUACCAAAUCUGUAGAAAAUCCCACAUUUGACACAAUAAAUGUGCCUGUUUCACUUAGCAGUGGGUCAACAGUUACGACAACCGCAGCCAGCGUCCCGACGCCCGGACUCUUCACGUUUGGUUCUGCAACGACGAUUCCAAAUCAACCGACGACAGUUCCGAGUCAAGUGGUGCAAAGUUUUGGUCAAAUUCCAGUAUCAGCUCCAACAUCAGUGCCGACGCCUUCAAUGUUUGUUUUCGGAUCCACCAAGCAGGCGAGUACAAUAGCCGCCACGACACAUCCUGAUAAAUCUGAAAUUGUAUCUUUUGGCUCGACCAAUAGCCCUGCGUUUAAUGCCAUCACUUCCGCGCCACGUUUCGAAGGUAACGAAAAUAAGCAAGCACCGUCGUUUGGCAUGACGGACAACAAGCCUGCCCCGCUUUUUGGAGCGGGCGAAACAAAGGCUCCAGUUUUUGGAGCUGCUCAGGAUAAUAACAAAAUGAUACCAGCGUUUGGAAGUAUCAAAAAGACAGCAUCAACAUCAGUGUUUAACUCCACAACGCCAGCAUUUGGAGUCUCUUCUUCUACCCCUGCAUUCGGAACUGCAGCCCCGGCGUUCGGAACAACGUCCACACCUGCAUUUGGAACCAAUCCGACACCGAGUAUUUUCGGGACGUCGAAACCAGUGGAAACUGCACCGUCUUCCACUUCUGGGUUGUUUGCAUUUGGCGGAAGUUCUACUCAACCUAGCGCGUCUCAAGCUUCCAGUGGAUUCAAUUUCUCGCAAAACCCAACUCCGGCGUCUGUGCAACCUAUGGCUCAAAAAUCUUUGUUCGCAUUUGGAAAUACUAGCACCAACACACAGCAGUCUGACGGUACCGGGUUUGGAGCUGCCGCCAACUUCAAUCCACCUGCCGCCUCGGAUACAACUGCGGGAACUUUUGUAUUCAAUACUCCCAAGCCGGACGCAGCCCCACCAUUUUCCCUAAUUGCGCCUACUUCCACAUCGAUAUUUGGCACUCCUCAGGCUGCUCCUAGUUUUGGUCAGAGUCAAUCAACGUCGGCGUUUGGUUCUGUGGCUCCGACUCCCAAUGCCGGUUUCAACUUUGGAAGCUCCGCUACUCCUGCGCCUUCCGGAUUCAACUUUGGUGGAGCAGCAACAGCUGCUGCGCCUACUGGCGGUUUUCCAUUCAACGCACCGAACUCGAAUCAGGGUGUUGCCUUCAAUCCCAACACGCCACCGACAUUCAACUUCACUGGAGGCAGUGCACCAACAGCAUUCAAUGCUGUACCUCAGACUAUACCUCAGGCUACAACCCAGGCAACACCGCAAAGAAAAUUCAAAAAAGCAGUUCGGAGAACACAGCCUCGGUAGACGAGGAGUGUAACGCACAUGCGAUUGUGUCGGUACUGUAUAAUAAAUUAACUAAAAAAACUUAUGAAAUUUAUUACAUCAGUGUGGGUGAAAUGCCAAGCAUUCGUGUAAAAAUAUACCUAAGAACAUUAAACAAACUAAUUAAAAAGGAAAAAAAAAAAAAAAAACCAUUCAACCAGAAAUGUGCUCGAAUAGCUACGACGACGACGAUCACGACAACUACGACGACUAGGACAACCACUUGUGUUCCGCGCAGCAAGAACUAAUGUAUAAAUUAUUUAAAUAAUGUCUACGAUAACAAUCGGCAGAAGUAAUAAGCUUUCAGUUUUGGCAUGAAGCCAGUUUUUACCGAUGCAGACAAGCCGUGACGCGAUACGUGUAUCGUUACGCCGAGUUUGCUUUGACGUGUUUUCUUUUUUUUUUCUCUCUCUCUCCUUCAUUUUUCUGUUUGCUUUAUCCUUGAUUCUUUUUUGCAAUUAAUUUUACGCAGGUUUCUAGAUGAAGGAAGCAAAAAAGAAAUUGGAAAGAAAACUCAAAAAGUCAAGGAUAACAAUUAUGAAACAUGAUACGACAGGGCAAAAUUAAUUUUGCUGAAAACGGUGAAACUUACAAUAUAUAUAUAUAUAUCUCUUAUUGUAAGAGAUUCACAGAGCUAAGCACAGAAGAAUUGCAUGCAAUUAAUACGAGACGAUAGGCAGGAGCGUGUAUCAGGCAACCUGCUCAGGUAAGUAUAAGUCAUUCGCGUAACUCACGACAAAGUGGGUCCCAGUGAAAAACUCGACAUGGGUAUUUUUUUGUUUUUUUCUUAUAAUGUACCUUGCGACGGUGAGAUAUGAAAUAUGAAAAUAAAAAUAUGCAUAAUUAUUUAACUAUUGAUCGUUUCGUGGUUUUCACUUUUCCUGCUAUCAUCGUCUGUUGUCUCAAGUACUAAUCAUAUGUAUGUAUAUUAAAGUCUGUUAUAAAGAAGAGAAAAUAUGUCGUGAGUUCAGCGAAUAAAAUAUAAACCGGAAUACCAUCAUAUAUAUAUAUAUAUGUAUAGGUAUAUCGAUUCGCAAAAUAUCCGAUAUCCAUAUUUUUAGUUAGGUAGUAUCGCGGUCAGUUUUAACAAUAUUCGGUAAAAUUGGCCCACGCAUAGUGUAUCAUAAAUACACUUGGAGGAAAAAAAAAAAAGUGGCAUUCAGAUAAAGUACAAACGAAUUACGAUUACCAAAAAAGAAGGGGGGGGGGGGCGUUUUGUGUCAUUUGUGUAGUCGAGAUUGUAUAUUUUUCUUAUAUAUAAAAUGAAAAGAAAAACGGAAGACUAAUGAUGAAUUGUUGAUGAAAACUAUUAAGAUAAUAAUUCUGAAUGCCCCUUUGUUAGUAAUUUAAGUAUAAUAAUAAUAAUAAAAAAAAAAAACUAUGUUGUGUGUUUUAUCAUAGGAUGAAUGAAGGAUAAUCAAAGUGUGUAAGGUCAACCUAAAUGAUAACAAUAAGUAAAAAAAAAAAAGAAAAAAAAAACAAACAAACAAAAAAAAACAAAACAAAAGACCAUGGGACUUCUAAAAUAGUAUUUAUAUUUUUUAUUUUCUAUUCUUACAAUCAGUAAACCAACCGGCCGAAUGAGCAACUAGAUUUAUUUAAGAUAUCUAAUCCCUUUCCUCUUUGUAAUUAUCUUUUUCGUUUUUCUUACUCUGAAAUAAGGUAGGAUAUAAGUAGGAGACAAAAAAAAUUAUUCUUUUUUAGCAACGAGAAGAAACAAAAAGAGAACUUGCCGAAGUUAAUUAUGUAAAAUCGUAAAAUCUAAAUCCUUGCAGAGGUCCCAAGGUGCUGGAUAAAGUAGUUAGCCAAUGUAAUGGUGAUUAAUGAAUCAAUAUUCAGCCAUAUAAUACAUUUUAUUUAAUAAUAAGUAUAGCGUUAUGUCUACAUAUAAUAAUAAUAAUAGUAAUGGUAAUAAUAAUAAUACGACUUAGGUUUAAGGUAUAAUGACAGUGGCCAGUAAUAACUCGGCACAUUUUAUAUGACUCGGCCAUGUAGCAUGUAGGUUUGAAAAGAAGAAAAUGCAAAACCCUGUUAUACAUUGUUGUGCUAUAAUUCAUUGUUAUAUAUUUUUUACACCUAAGUUUUAGGACGUAAUAAUACACACACACACACACACACCCAUCCCAAAAAAAUAUAAAAAAUUGAAGUUCUUAGUUCUUGUAACAAUAUUAUAAUACAGUGAAUGUUAAUAUCGCGUGUCUCUCAACUCUCAGUAAUAUAUAUUCAUAUAUAUUACGAUAAGCUUUUAACCAUCCGUACUCAAUACGCAUUUGCACAAGGUGACACACCGUGAAACAGACGAGAGAUUUGUGUGUUCGGAAAGGAAAAAGAAAAAAUAAUAACAAUUUCUAUUUCUCAUCUACCGUACUUCCAUUCCAGUUUAUUAAUUCAAUGAUUGGACCAUUCUUCAAACAGUGUAUAUACAUCAUUUAAAAUAGUUGUCACGUUAGUAGCAUGUUGUUUCCGAGUCUGUAGACUUUAAUAUUAUUUCAUGCCAGGUUCAAUAUUCGAUACUCGGUCUUAUAAGUCUUCGUUUUUUUUUUAGUAGAAAACGAAAUACAUGUAUGUUAUCAGGAUGUUUCAUUCCUUCAUCUACUUCAUCUACUACGUCUUUGGUUGUGAAAUCGUGGAUAUCGAUUGAUUUUAAAACUCAUUUUUUACUUUACGUGGAAACAAUUUGAAGAAUUUACGUACUCUGCAAAUAAGUGAGAAGAUCACUCUUUCUACGUUUCUCAUUAAUUGUAGUAUUAUGUCAUAGCAAAGUUGCUAGCAACGUGAUUAAGUAUAAAUUUACUUGGCAACUGUACGUUAAGACCGGCUAUGAUCCAGGCUUUUUCAUCAAUCAUUGAAAUACAUGGACUGAAGAUCGGAAAUACCUGAUUUACUUCUAAAAAUAUAUAUAUAUAUAUGUAUAUCUAUAUAUAUAUAUAUAAUAGAAGAUAACAUAUUAGUACUAUAGAUAUAAAUGACGAAUAAAAGAAGUUAAAAAAGUAAAUAAAUAAAAUAAAAUAAAACAAACAACUUGCUGGUAAAGUGACAAUGAGCCGAGUUAUUAACUAGCGACACUGUCUUAAGAAGAAAGAAAAAGAAAAUAAUAAACUGUGAACAUUCUCUGUAUAGGCUGUGUCCUCCGUUUGUAAACGUGAAAAGUAUAAUUUAACGUUGUACAAACGGAUUUCGAAAUUAUUCAAUUAUAUUUACCGUCGUGUGCCAGGAAUACGUAUGCAUUUAAUAAUUUUUCAAUUAUACAUAUACGGCCUUAAAGUUUUUUAACGACAAAGAAAGAAAGAAACAAAACAAAAAAAAAAAAAAAAAAGAAAAAAAAGAAAGAAAAUGCAAACGUAUUUACUUUGGGGGUAUUAUUGAAUUAUCUAAAUAAUGAAUUUUAUUGGAAUUGUUUUAUAGCGUUUUAUACUCUCAUCUAGCGUCUAGGGAAAAUUUUCCUGUUUUAUAUAAUUAUAACGCAUAGUAAGAAAAUGUAUGAUAAUUUUGAAAAUUAUUAGAAGUAGAUACGCAACAGAUUGAUAUUAUACUGGCAACUUUAACAUUUAAAAUCACUUUGAAUACAGAAGAAAUACCGACCGUUGGAAAGAUUUUCUUUUUUCGGAUGUGAUUGUAAAACCGGUGUACAUUCUUGUUGUUGUUGUUGUUGUUGUUGUUGUUGUGUUUUUUUUUUUUUUUUGUUAAUUUUUUUUUUUUUUAUGAUUUAUUUAGUCAAAGACAACGUAACUUUCUACCUGUGGAUGUACACGGAGUAUAGAUUGACGUUGUUUAUCUCAGCAUUUUUUAAACUGUAUAUCGAGAGUUUGUUAUGAAAUAAGUCCAAUGAAUGAUUGAAGAAAACAAAGAGAAAAACGAAAGAAAGAAAGAAAAAUCUAAUGAUUAUAUUGUGGGAGAAUGUUCACCGUACGCUUAUAGUUAUGUGUAAAAAGUUUUCAUUUUUUCCCCGAACCAUAGGAUAAAGUAGACAACAGUGUUAAUAAAAUGUUCGGUGUUUCUCAACUGAAAAAUGGUAUAGCGGUUAAAAUAUCGAACACAAAGACAAAUGAUGUAAUAUUAACGAAAAAAAAAAAAAAAAACAGGAAACAAUAAAAGAGGCAACAUUUUUUAUUUUCUGCAAUAACAUGACAAUGUGUGUUGAAAAAAAAAAAAAAGAAAGCGAAAGAAAAAAACUUGAAGUCAUACGCAGGUCAUGUAUUGAAACAAAUAAUAGUCGGAUCUAAAUUAAGAAUAUGGUUCUAUAAUUUUUGCAAUUUCUUAGGUUCCGUCAUGAGAAAUGUUCUGAUUCUAUUCAUAGAUUUUAUUUUACCCUGCUUAGCUAUGAAUAUAUAUUACGAUUAUAGUAAUUGUAUUCCGCCCGAUUAUAAAAACAGUAUAUAUAUAUACCAGAUGUAUUGAACAGCGGUGAAAUAAUUAUAAUAACAAUAAUAAUAGUAAUAAUAAAUAAUGGUAAUUAUAUAAAUUUCUAGAGUUAGUCGAUAAUGAUUCUAUGUUAAUUACUGAUUUAACAAUGAACUGAAGUAAUAUGUAUGUAUAAUCGGAAAAAUAACGGAAGAAAAUUUUACAAUUUGCAAAAUUAUAUAAACAUUUCUGUGUUACGCUUCCAAUGAAGAUUUCUAAUGUACAUCAUUCAUUAUCUCAUAUACAUAUUAUAACAUCCGACAAAGAGGUAGCUUUUCUGGUUGCGCAAAAGGAAACCUUUCAUCAUUUUUAAUUUCGAACUUAAUUUUCUUUCUCAUUCGAUUUGUUUAAAUUAUUAUUAUACAUAUUUUUCUUUUCUUUUUUUUUUUUACUUCCGUUUUGUUUUCAAUCUGAAGGACGAUAUGAAAUACACACUGAGACGCAAGAAAGUAUCCGAAGUUAAAUGAAUGGAAAAAAAAACAAAAAAAAACAAAAAACAAAAAAAAAACCAACAUAAAUACAG